GAUCCCUGAGCCUCAGUUCAAACCCUAAUUCCCCUAAAAAAUUCAAUCAAGUGCUCAAACGCCAGCCAUGCUUGCAGCCGCGGGCUCUCUGGCAGCUGCUUUCUGGGCAGCUCUCCAUCUCCGGACUCUGCUGCUGGCUGCUGUCACCUUCCUGUUCCUGGCUGACUACCUCAAAAGCCGGCGCCCCAAAAACUACCCGCCAGGGCCGCCGCGCUUGCCCUUCGUGGGCAACUUGUUUCAGAUGGACUUUACGCAGUCGCACCUGGCGGUUCAACAGUUUGUGAAGAAGUACGGGAAUGUUAUCAGUUUGGAUUUCGGAAUCAUGUCUUCAGUGAUUAUAAGCAGCCUACCUUUAAUCAAAGAAGCCUUUUCUCACCUGGAUGAAAACUUUAUAAAUCGCCCUACAUUUCCUCUACAAAGACAUAUCUUUAGUGGAAAUGGAUUGAUCUUCUCCAAUGGUCAGACAUGGAAGGAACAAAGGAGGUUUGCCCUGAUGACACUGAGGAACUUUGGACUAGGAAAGAAGAGCUUAGAGCAGCGAAUACAGGAGGAGGCCCACUACCUUGUGGAAGCCAUAGGGGAGGAGGGAGGACAGCCUUUUAAUCCUCACUUCAAGAUCAACAAUGCAGUUUCCAAUAUCAUUUGCUCCAUCACCUUUGGGGAAAGGUUUGAGUACCAUGACAGUCAGUUUCAGGAGCUACUGAAGUUACUAGAUGAUGCCAUGUACUUGGGUACCUCCAUAAUGAUCCAUCUCUACAACAUCUUCCCAUGGAUAUUAAAACAUCUGCCAGGACAACACCAAACAUUGUUGGCUACCUGGAGAAAACUGAAAUCAUAUAUUGCUGAUAUAAUUGACAAUCACCGCAAAGACUGGAACCCUGAUGAGCCAAGAGACUUCAUUGAUGCUUUUCUCAAUGAAAUGGCAAAGUACCCAGACAAGACUACUACAAGUUUCAAUGAAGAAAACCUCAUGUGCAGCACUCUGGACCUCUUCCUUGCCGGAACAGAGACAACAUCCACAAUACUGCGCUGGGCUCUGCUCUACAUGGCCCUCUACCCAGAAGUGCAAGCAAAAGUACAGGCUGAAAUUGACAGAGUGAUUGGCCAGGAGAAGUAUCCCAGCCUGGCUGACAGAGACUUGAUGCCUUACACCAAUGCUGUCGUCCAUGAAAUUCAGAGAAUGAGCAACACUGUCCCUCUGAAUGUUCCAAGGGAAGUAGCAGUUGAUACUACACUGGCUGGAUUCCACCUGCCAAAGGGAACCACGGUUAUGACCAAUUUGACUGCACUGCAUAUGGACCCUAAAGAAUGGGCCACACCAGACACCUUCAAUCCAGAGCACUUUUUGGAGAAUGGACAGUUUAAGAAGAGAGAAUCGUUUCUGCCAUUCUCAAUGGGAAAGCGAGCUUGCCUUGGAGAACAAUUGGCCAGGUCUGAGCUCUUUAUUUUCUUCACUGCCCUUGUGCAAAAAUUUACCUUCAAGCCGCCAGCCAAUGAGAAGCUGAGUCUGAAGUUCAGAUUAGGCAUGACCAUUUCCCCAGUCAGCUACCGCAUCUGCGCCGUCCCUAGACUGUGACGUUGGAGAAGGAAAGAACAGGAAGAACUGAAGAAUGCACUGAGCCACUGAGCCCAUAUAUGAAAGGCAAGAAUGAAGGUGACUGGGAAAGUUGGAAGGAAUUAGGCUGAGGUCAGUGGAUCUGUAGUCUGGACUGCUGAGACCUCCAACUCGGUUGUGGGUAAAUCACUUACAUGCUCAAUGAUCAAUCUUUCAUCUACAACUGCAAUGAGAAUGGUGGUUCCUUCUGUGAAAAGUUCUUUUAAACACAAAAUGGUAGUAUACCAACAGCAUGGAAAUCAUUGUCAUAUCAUAAAAUUAUACCUUCAAUUUGCUUCCUGCCUACUUCAUAAAUGUGCACUUGCUUCUAGAUGUUAGGUUGGUUCUUCUGGGAGUGGUGUAGAGAUCUUUCCUGUGGAAGCCUGCUGAGCACAGAACUUCUGAUAAACAACUGUCUGGAAGGCUGUGGUAUGAGGUGAUUUUCCUGGCCAUAAUCAGAGUCUCCAAAACUAAAGAGCUCACAAGGCGCUUUUUAAAAUUAAAGGGGUUCAUUCCCAAGAUGAGAGCAAAGGUUACUUGUGCAAAAAGCAUGCUUCUGUACACAAAGUAAAAAGACAUUUCUUGGUAUGAUUCUAAUAUACUCAUGUGCCCCCUAUAGUACCAGCUCACUCCAAUAAAUUUAUAGGAUAGAUUUCUUCCCACAAUCCAGAAUAAGUCAUUUAUCACUUACUGAUUCACGAGUGGUAACAGAAAGCCUCAUUUAUAGUUCCAUCUGAUGGAAUGAAUAAAAUUCAGAACUGAGAAAUCUUUCUACCCUAGGACUCCAUAAGGAGACAAGACAAGGUGGUUCUAGUUUCAGUCUGUCUGCAACAUGGCAUUACUUGAAACAUCAAUGUUUAUUCAUCCCUAUUAGGGCACAACGGACCACACAAAGUCACCUUGGUGAGCCAGGAAUUCUAUUGGGACUAUGAAAAGAAUAUAGAUGAUUCAAAGUCAUUGGAACCAAAAGGUUCCCUGCUUAAUUUACAUGGAGCUGUACCACUGAAGAGUCUCUUCUCCGUUCCCAAUCCCAACAACUGUCUACUGUUUGAGUAUCAUGAUAAAUGGGGCUGGAGAGCCUUCUCACUUCCCUGAGGCAACAUCAAUAGCUCUCUCAAGGGUUAUCAUUGCUGUGAUGAAACACCAUGACCCUUUGGAGUAUGAACCUUUGACUGCUUAGUUACCAGAAGUGAAACCAUUUUAGGAAGGAUUAGGAAGUGUGACUUUGAUGAAGUAACUAUGGCCUUAUUUAGAGGAAAUGUGUCACUAGGGGUAGGUUUUUGAAACCUCAAAGCCAGGUCUAGUGUUUGUAUCUCUCUCUGCCUGUGGAUCAGGAGGCUAACCUCUCAGACAGUCCUCUAGCACCAUGUGUUUUGGCCUGCCACCACACUUUCCCCCAUGAUGAUAAUAGACUAACUCUCCAAAACCAUAAGAAAAGCCUCAAUUAGUCUUCAUAGCAAGAAAACUCUAAGACAAGGAAGAAAUACCCUAAGAUUGUGUUCCAAAUCAUAUUCUAUGGAAGGAAGCCAAGGCAGGAACUGACACUGGGCAGGUAGAGCCGAGAGCUGAUGAAAAGGCUCUGGAGCAUUGUGGGUUACUAGCUUGCUCCUCAUGACUUGCUCAGCCAGCUUCUUUGUGAACCCAGAACCAUCAGCACUGGGGUAAUACCACCCAGAAAAGGAUGGGCCCUCCAUUAUAAAUUACUAAUUAAGGAAAGGCUUACCUUGCCUACAGCCUUAUCUUAUGGAGACAUUUUCUCAAUUUUGAUUCCCUUCUCUCAGAUGAUUCUAGCUUGUAUCGUUGACAUAAAAGCCAACAAACAUAUUGAACAAUAAACACAAUUAACAAUGCUCACUGUUUUAUAUAUAUAUGUAUGUGU
Messenger RNA from Arvicanthis niloticus (Nile rat), 3473 nucleotides. RefSeq names its product cytochrome P450 2J4-like. The record is from RefSeq and is a predicted model, not a curated record. Gene Ontology annotation, cellular component: intracellular membrane-bounded organelle; cytoplasm. Gene Ontology annotation, biological process: xenobiotic metabolic process. Gene Ontology annotation, molecular function: heme binding; oxidoreductase activity, acting on paired donors, with incorporation or reduction of molecular oxygen, reduced flavin or flavoprotein as one donor, and incorporation of one atom of oxygen; iron ion binding. Lineage: Eukaryota; Metazoa; Chordata; Mammalia; Rodentia; Muridae.